Messenger RNA from Daldinia decipiens, 2125 nucleotides. Its product is annotated as PK beta-barrel-protein domain-containing protein-like protein. The record is from RefSeq and is a predicted model, not a curated record. The transcript has 3 exons. NCBI's taxonomy places the organism in Eukaryota, Fungi, Ascomycota, Sordariomycetes, Xylariales, Hypoxylaceae. Gene Ontology annotation, molecular function: oxidoreductase activity; molybdenum ion binding; pyridoxal phosphate binding. The coding region runs from base 228 to 1916 and encodes 562 amino acids.
GGUUAGGACUUAUUAAGACAACAAUUAAGACAACAAUAGGGCGCAAGCAUAAAAACUCUCCGGAACAUAUAGUCAACAUACAAUAUCCUUCACCCUAUUUUUCUUUCCUGCGUAACUCACUGGUUAGGUUACUUACUAGCUUACUAGUAGUCAGCAUUCCUACAGCCAAAGUCGUUACGUCUUUUAAAUUCUGUGCUUCACACAAGUUAUCGUCAAUCCGGCCGAUUAUGGCGCCCGCGUCGGAGGUUAAUUUGUUUGCGCCCUUCGAGCGGGAUGUCAUACUCGAAAUCCGGACGAGUAAAAUGGAAAUCAUGCCAGGACUGAAGAUCGAGACGGGCAUAAACAAGAAGAUUCGUACCGGUCGCAUCCCCGUGACCUUCGGCGGACUUGAUGCGGAUGAACACGAUCUUGUAUUCCACGGGGGCCUGGAUAAAGCAAUUCACGGGUACUGCUGUUCUCACUAUCCCACAUGGCAGAAAGAAUUCCCCGAAGCUGCUACGCGCUUUAGGCCUGGCGGAUUUGGGGAAAACUUCGUGACGGAGCGCAUGAAUGAGCGUAAUGUAUGCAUAGGCGACGUAGUAUCCGUCGGUGACGACGGCGUGUUGCUUCAAGUCAGCCUACCGCGACAGCCGUGCUUCAAGCUGAAUCAUCGGUUCCAACUGAGAAACUUCGCUCCCAAUACAUACAAAACCAGCCGUACGGGUUGGUAUUACAGGGUGCUACACGAGGGCACGGUACAGGCUGGUGAUGAGAUCCGGCUUGUGGAGCGCAAAUGGCCUGGAUGGACUAUCGAGCGCGUCCAAGAAUAUCUUCACCGAACGCAGGAUAACGCCACCAUGAACGAAGAGCUUGCUGCUAUUUCCGAUAUGGGUGACGAGAGUAGGAAGGCAUUUGAGCGACGCGUCGAGAAGCUUAAGGCUAAGCAGAGGCGCGCUGCCGCCGCACUCAACGGGGAUGGAGACGAAGUAAAGGAGAAAUGGCGCGACUUCAGAAUCGUGGAGAAGAAGAUUGAGACGCCGCGUAUCUCAUCGUUCAUCUUAGAAGCGUUACAUCCUGACCCCGAAGCAGGGGAGAUGCAACUUGGCGCGCAUGCCCGUCUCAAAUUACCUAACGGACUUCAGCGGUCCUACUCCAUCGUCUCAGGUACGUCCAAUCGCUUCGAACUAGGCAUCGCCCUCGAGGAGCCUAGCCGCGGCGGGUCCUCGUAUCUGCACAACACAGCGCAGGCAGGCGAUAUCGUGCAGGUUGGGCGUGUGACAACGGACGUCAAGCCCGCGAGCGCAGCCAGCAACCACGUCUUCAUCGUGGGCGGCAUCGGCAUCACGGCCUUCCUCAGCAUGCUCGAGAUGUAUCGCAACAUCCACUGGGAAUCGGCGCUGCACUACGGCGUGCGCGACGCAUCUUCAGACGUGCCGUUCCGGGCGCGGCUCGAGGCGCUCGGCGACUCGGUGAAGAUGUACGAUCGCGCGAAGGGCCAACGGAUGGAUAUCGCGGCGAUUUUCAGCGGCUUGCCGUGGAAUUCGCACGUGUAUGUGUGUGGGCCACGGCGCAUGAUGGAUGAGGCGAUACGGGAGGCGAAGGCGCAUGGGCUUGGCGAGGACGAGGUUCAUUUUGAGGCUUUUGGGGCGGAUACGAGCGGUGACCCGUUCGAGGUAGAGGUGACGUCGAUUCGGGAGAAGAGCACCAGGGUUUUGAAUGUGGGUGCGGAGGAGACGUUACUGGAGGUGUUGAAGAGGCAUUUUGGGGACGAGGAUGUGCCGUCUAGUUGUGAGGUAGGUAACUGCGGGACGUGUAAAGUGGUGCUGAGGAGUGGACGUGUUGAUCAUAGGGGUACGUCGCUUAUGGAGGAGGAGAAGAAGGAUGCUAUGCUGAGUUGUGUUAGUAGGGGUGUUGGGAAGAUUGCUAUUGAGAUAUGAGAUGGUAUGAAGUUAGGGUUAGAGAAUACAAUUCGUACCGCGAGUAAUUACGGUAAUUAUGGGUUUUCUGCUCCGUAGUCUCGUCCAUUAUAUCAUUUCCAACCAGGACCUUUCCUCUUGAAGUGACUACUAGGUGAGAAGGUUUGUUUUUCUACGAAAUAGUUACUGAAUAAUGAGGUUUGACGCUACGAGACCAGGUCCGUAUCAGC